Messenger RNA from Apodemus sylvaticus (European woodmouse), 3580 nucleotides. It is a transcript of the gene Pecam1, whose product is annotated as platelet and endothelial cell adhesion molecule 1. Gene Ontology annotation, biological process: cell surface receptor signaling pathway. Lineage: Eukaryota; Metazoa; Chordata; Mammalia; Rodentia; Muridae. Bases 484 to 2667 code for a protein of 727 amino acids. Gene Ontology annotation, molecular function: transmembrane signaling receptor activity. The record is from RefSeq and is a predicted model, not a curated record. The transcript is spliced from 17 exons.
GUGCUAGGCGCACUGCACAGUUGAGUCUCCUUGCUGGCCUGGUGCCUGCCUUUUGAUAACAAAGCCAGAAUGAGGUGGGGUGUGUAGCGGCUGGUUUUGUGUGUCAACAUGACACAGGCUGGAGUUAUCACAGAGCAAGGAGCUUCAGUUGGGGAAGUGCCCCCCACAAAGACAAAGCCUCUGGAUUCAGUGGUCCCUCCGGAAGGCCAGUCAUUUCCUGAGGAGAUAUCAGGCCAGCCCAGACCUCAUUGUUCUUGGUUUCCAGCUAUGGCCGCCAUUACCUGACAAGUACCAGAGCUGGUCUCCGCGCGCCUGGAGAGGUUGUCAGAGUUGUUUCUGCUUUUCACACAGCAGGCUUCUGGUCUGUGGCAGGGAAGAGAAGUCUGCCCCCGAGGCAUGGCCGGAAGGCAGAACUAGCUGUGUUCCUCAGUCUGCUGGAAUCUUUCAGGAUUCAGCUGAGGUGGGCCUCAGUCCACAGACAAGAUGCUCCUGGUUCUGCUGCUCACGCUGCCGCUCUAUGCAAGCCUCCAGGCCCAGGAAAACUCUUUCACCAUCAACAGCAUCCACAUAGAGAGCCUGCCAUCCUGGGAGGUGGCGAACGGGCACAGACUGACCCUGCGGUGCAUUGUGGACAUCAGCACCACCUCAGAAACCAGGCCUCAGCACCUGGUGCUGUUCUAUAAGGACGAUGUGCUGGUGUACAACGUCUCCUCCAGGGAGCCCACAGAGAGCUACGUCAUCCCUCAGGCUCGGGUCUUCCACUCAGGGAAGUACAAAUGCACCGUGAUCCUGAACAACAAGGAAAAAACCACGGAGGAGCAGCAGGUGAAGGUGAAUGGCGUAACUGAGCCCAAGAUAACACUGGACAAAAAGGAGGUGACAGAAGGCGGGGUCGUGACAGUCAAUUGUUCCGUGCAGGAAGAGAAGCCGCCGAUCAUUUUUAAAAUUGAGAAAGUAGAACUGGAGACGAAGUUAGUCAAGAAGAGGAGAGAGAAGACCUCCAACGAGAACUUUGUGCUCAUGGACUUCCCCAUUGAGGAGCAAGACCACGUGCUGGUGUUUCGUUGCCAGGCUGGGGUCCUGUCUGGAAGCAAAGUGGCGGACUCGGAAUUCGUCAGGAGCGAAUAUGUCACCGUGCAUGAGUCCUUCUCUACUCCCAAGUUUCAAAUCGAGCCUCCUGGGAUGAUCAUAGAAGGAGACCAGCUCCACAUUAGGUGCAUAGUGCAAGUGACACACUUGGUCCGGGAAUUUCCAGAAAUUAUAAUCCAAAAAGACAAGGCGAUUAUAGCCACCUCCAAGCGAGGCAGCGAAGCCGUCUACUCAGUCAUGGCCAUGGUAGAGUACAGUGGACACUAUACCUGCAAAGUGGAAUCAAACCGCAUCUCCAAGGCCAGUAGCAUCAUGGUCAACAUCACAGAGCUGUUUCCGAAGCCGAGGCUAGAAUUCUCCUCCAGCCGUCUGGACCAAGGGGAAAUGUUGGACCUGUCCUGCUCUGUCUCGGGCGUGCCCGUAGCCAACUUCACCAUCCAGAAGGAAGAGACGGUCUUGUCACAGUAUCAGAAUUUCAGCAAGAUCGCCGAGGAGACGGACAGCGGGCUGUACAGCUGUACCGCAGGCAUCGGCAAAGUGGUCAAGAGAAGUGGCUUGGUACCGAUCCGGGUGUGCGAAAUGCUCUCUAAGCCCAGGAUUUUCCACGAUGCCACAUCUGAGAUCAUAAAAGGACAGGCCGUGGGCAUCAGCUGCUGGUCCGCAAACGGCACUGCGCCCAUCACUUACCACCUUAUAAAAGCAAAGAACAACUUCCAGACUCUCGAGAUGGACUCCAGUGGCCCUGCGACAUUCACAGAUAAGCCCGUCGGAGACGAGGAAUACCAGUGCGUAGCAGAUAAUUGCCAUUCCUACCCCGAGGUGCGCAGCGAGAUCCUGAGGGUCAAGGUGAUAGCCCCGGUGGAUGAAGUUACGAUUUCCAUCCUGUCAAGUAACGAGGUCCAGUCUGGAAGUGAAAUGGUACUUCUGUGCUCUGUGAAAGAGGGGACUGGCCCCAUUACAUUCCAGUUUUACAAAGAAAAGGAGGACAGACCCUUCCACCAAGACAUCGUGAAUAGCACCCAAGCGUUUUGGUUCAACAAACAAACUAGCAAGGAUCAGGAAGGACAAUACUAUUGUACAGCCUCCAACAGAGCCAGUUUGAGGAGGCUCAGUCUCCGGAGCAGCACUCUGACAGUCAGAGUCUUUCUUGCUCCGUGGAAGAAAGGUCUCAUCGCGGUGGUUGUCAUUGGAGUGGUCAUUGCCGCCUUGAUAGUUGCAGCCAAAUGCUACUUCCUGAGGAAAGCCAAGGCCAAACAGAAACCCGUGGAGAUGUCCAGGCCAGCUGCUCCACUUCUGAACUCCAACAGUGAGAAGGUUUCUGAGCCCAACAUGGAAGCCAACAGCCAUUACGGUUAUGAUGAAGUUCCUGGAAACGAUGCAGUAAAACCCAUAAAUCAAAAUAAAGACCCCCAGAACAUGGAUGUCGAAUACACAGAAGUGGAAGUCUCCUCCCUUGAGCCUCACCAAGCUCUGGGAACGAGAGCCACAGAGACGGUGUACAGUGAAAUCCGGAAGGUCGACCCUAAUUUCAUGGAAAAUCGAUACUCUAGAACGGAAGGCUCCCUUGAUGGAACUUAAGACAGCCAAGGCAGGCGCACGUCCCCGGGAGGCCGUCCGUGUCCCGAGAAGAGCAGCCGAUUCCUGUAUUACGAGAGUCCUGUGCACUUAUUUAUGAAGCAGCCCUGGCCCCACUCCUUCAGGCCAAGCCGUCCAAUUUUAAAUCCCCCCUUGCCUUGUUAAUAAUGGGUAUAUGGAGAAUCGGAGGCGCUGUUUAAUGACCAGCCUGACCUGUCUUCCUUGCGUUUGGGGAGGUGAAAGGAGUUUCCAGGAGAACAAUGCCCUGGAGUCUUUUGAGGCUCAAAUGUUGUGUCUCCGAUAGACAGAGCGCUUCCUCAUGGGCCCUCCUGUGCAGAAGCCACUUUCUGCUCUGUCGUCAGUUACUGGGUUAGUUUUUUUGUUUCUGUUCUUCUUUUUCUUUCUGGGCUGACCUUGAUCUUUGGAGGCGCACAGCGCUGCUCAGGCUUGUCCGGGCCCCUGUGUGGUCUCCCCCACCAAGGGGACCAGCUGACCGGGAGCAAUGCCCGUGGAAUGGCCACUUGGAGACAGGCCUCAAGCCGGCAAUGGCAAAACUAGAGACAGGAGCAGGCACAGACGUCCUUAAACCGCUUUCUAGAUCUUUCUUUUCCGCUCCAUGCUGAAGGCCCAAAGAAGAGAAAUGGUUGGCUACAGCAACUGUUUGUUUUUUUUUUAAAUAGUAAAAGGGAAUGUGUACUUUUCUUACUAAUUUUUCUUUAUUUAUUCCCCGCUAAAGAAACAGGCUCCUGAGGUCUGAGCUGUUUCUGAGGGUGGAUUGAGUGGGUGGACGGGAGCUGCUGACAUUUUGCCGUGGAAUCACGCCUGACCCUCCCCACCUUCCCUGUCUGCCUCAGCCACCUGGCGACAGGGCCCCUGAGGGGAGUUGUAUUAAAUAAAAAUUGAUUUUUACUCUUCA